Hirsutella rhossiliensis is the source of this 1878-nucleotide messenger RNA. The record is from the annotation of a RefSeq genome assembly. Lineage: Eukaryota; Fungi; Ascomycota; Sordariomycetes; Hypocreales; Ophiocordycipitaceae.
AUGAUAAUAAUAUCUAUCUUAUCUCUUUUACUCUCUAAUGCCGUUAAUUUAAGACGUGACAUAUCUAUUUUAUUUAAUAGAAUAGCUAUAAUUAUUUUAAUUUAUUGUAUUUUAAAUGAUCUAUCCUCUUUAACUGUAAUUACUAAAGGUGUAGGUAUACAUGGAGGUUUAUUAUUAGUUACAAACAUUACACAAAUAUUUCAUAUAUUUAUAUUUUUAAUUAGUAUAUUAAUAUUGACUUUAACUAGUUUCUAUCCUAGAAAGGUUUGAGUAUCUGAAUAUUCAUCUCUGAAAAAUUUGUUAUUAUACAAAUUUGUUUAUUAUAACACAAAAAUAAUUAAUAAAAUGGGAGAACAUCUAAAAAUAAUAGAAUACCCUUUAAUAUUAUUAUUUGUAAUAACAGGAUCAAUAUUCUUGAUGUCUACUAAUGAUUUAGUUUCUAUAUUUUUAGCUAUAGAAUUGCAAAGUUACGGAUUAUAUAUAUUAAGUACUAUAUAUAGAAAUUCUGAAUUAUCCACUACAGGGGGUUUAAUAUACUUUUUAUUAGGUGGAUUAAGUUCUUGCUUUAUAUUAUUAGGGACAGGUUUAUUAUACGCUAAUUCAGGUAGUACUAGUCUAGAUAGUUUAUACAUUAUAACUAGUAUAAGUGAUAUAAGCUAUACAGAUUUAUGAUAUAAACCUUACUAUAUUAAUCUUUCUUUAGUUAUAUUUACUAUAGGAUUUUUAUUUAAAGUAAGUGCUGCACCAUUUCAUUUUUGAUCACCUGACGUAUAUGACGCUAUACCUACCAUAGUUACAACUUUUGUAGCUUUAAUAGCUAAAAUUUCUAUAUUUAUUUUAUUAUUACAGUUAGUUUAUUAUACAGGGUCUGGGUCUGAUAGCAAUGAAAUGAGUUGAACUUUCAUAUUAUUAAUGAGUUCUUUAUUCUCCUUAAUAAUAGGUACAGUAGUAGGUUUAACUCAAUUUAGAAUAAAAAGAUUAUUUGCAUAUAGUACGAUAUCUCAUGUAGGUUUUAUAUUAUUAGCUUUAAGUAUAUCUAGUAUUGAGUCAACUCAAGCAUUUAUAUUCUAUUUAACACAAUAUACAAUUAGUAAUUUAAAUGCCUUUUUUAUAUUAGUAGCUAUAGGUUUCUCUCUAUAUUGCUAUACUAGUGAAAAUAAAGAACAUGAAGAAUUAAUGGAUAAAACUAAUUCUCCAAUACAAUUAGUAAAUCAAUUGAAAGGUUAUUUUUAUAUAAAUCCUGUAUUAGCUUUAAGUUUAGCUAUAACUAUAUUUUCAUUUGUAGGUGUACCUCCUUUAAUAGGAUUCUUUGGUAAACAAAUGGUAUUAAGUGCAGCUAUAGAUAAAGGUUUAAUAUUAUUAUCUUUCAUCGCUAUAUUAACUAGUGUUAUAGGAGCUGUAUACUAUUUAAGUAUAGUAAAAGAAAUGUUUUUCAGCUUACCUGACUAUAAAAUUAAUACUUUAUUAGAAAAUUUAGUAUUAAAAGGUACUGUAUUAAGAAGAGGCGGGACAAGCCCCUAUCCUUUAGGAGAUCAGGUGAAGCACUCCCUAUCCCCAAAUAAAACAAUUAUUCAUAAUUUAAGCUUUAAAUAUAAUAAUAUAGCUAUAUCGAGUCCUAUAUCUUUUGUUAUAUCCUGUAUAACAUUACAAAUUUUAUUAUUUUUAUUUAUUAAUAAAGAAUGGCUAAGCAUGGGUAAACAAAAAUUAAUGCUAUUCUUUAUUAAAUUCCAUUUAAUAUACAAUUUUGCGACUACUUAUUUUACUAUAUUUAUUAAGAAUUAUACAACAAAGAUUAAAGAUCAACAGCACACAAAUAAGGUAAUAAAUCCUUGAUUUAUUAGAGGAUUUACUGCGAAGCCAUGCUGAGGGUUCUUUUAA